CAAAUAAAAUAAGCUUUAUUGGGCUGGGUGAUUCUUACAAAUACAAGGCUUAAGAAACAGAUCCCUGGUGGAAUCUGUGGCAUUCUCUGAACAAACAGACUCAGCAAUUUUUUCUGUCCCUUUCGGGUGUGCACUCUGGGGCUGGGGUGCCCCUCAAUAAGACCGCUUUUCUGGGAGGGAGAAACCCGUUCGAGGAAGGGAAGAAAAGCCCAGACCGAUGACUUCAUGUUGUGGAGCUUCCUGACUGAAAUGGGGCUGACGGAUGGGGUUUUUCAAAACGUCGCUGCAACCAGAUGCAAGAGUGCAGCUUGCUUACCGCAUCGCGCUGCAGUCGUGUGUUUCAGGGACAGACACAAGGGGAAGUAGCAGCCAGCCCAUACCCGGCCGCUGCCUGGAAGACUUUCUGCACCGAAAGGAGCCAAGAAGCUGGGGAUUCCUCCUCUUCCGCCAGCCCUGGCGGAGGCUGAGUGGCAGCCCAGGUUGAGGCAGGGCAGGGAGCGGAGGGCCCCGCUCAUCCUUCGGCUCUGCGGCCACCGUGUGGUCCAGGAGGCAGCCCGCAUCGCGUCAGGCAAACUGGCUGAGAAUCCCUUCCUCCCGCAGGAGCGCAGAUCCCGGUUCAGGUGGGGACUUCCUCGGUACCGUACCUGGCUCGAGCAGAGCAUGUGGGCGGCCGGCAGGAGGCAUUUCUGCUUAUGAAAGCCCAGAAAUGAAAGCAGCAGCCGCUGCCGCCUCCGAGGGCUGCAGGGAGAUCAGCACCCAGCAAAUAAGAAGCAAGACCUGGCCCCAGAGGAGGAGGAGCGGCUGAGCAUCUCCCGCUCCUCGCUGUCCUUUAAAUGAGGACUCGUUGUCAGAGACGGAGGUGGAUCCGCAGAGCCGCCGUCUCAGCUCCUGACCCAGCGCUUACAUCACUAACCUGUGACAGGCACAUCUCCACACCCGGUACCUGCUCUUCCAGCGGCUCCCAGCGCUAGAAGCUUCUUUGUAUGCUGCAGACAUGGCCAGCCAACAGGAUUCGGGCUUCUUUGAGAUCAGUAUCAAAUAUUUACUGAAAUCCUGGAGUAAUACUUCUCCAGUUGGCAACGGUUACAUCAAGCCUCCGGUUCCCCCUGCCUCAGGAACACACAAGGAGAAAGGGCCGCCAACCAUGUUACCCAUCAACGUGGACCCAGACAGCAAACCGGGAGAAUAUGUCCUCAAGAGUUUGUUUGUCAAUUUCACCACCCAGGCUGAGCGCAAGAUCCGCAUCAUUAUGGCAGAGCCACUGGAAAAGCCAUUGACAAAAUCUCUACAGCGUGGAGAAGACCCCCAGUUUGAUCAAGUCAUCAGCUCCAUGAGCUCCCUCUCUGAGUACUGCCUACCUUCCAUUCUGCGAACGUUAUUUGAUUGGUACAAAAGGCAAAAUGGCAUUGAGGAUGAAUCACAUGAAUACAGACCAAGAACAAGCAAUAAAUCAAAAAGUGAUGAACAGCAGCGAGAUUAUUUAAUGGAAAGACGAGACCUCGCCAUUGAUUUUAUUUUUUCCUUAGUAUUAAUAGAAGUUUUGAAACAGAUUCCACUACAUCCUGUAAUAGACAGUUUAAUACACGAUGUUAUUAACUUGGCUUUCAAGCACUUUAAAUACAAAGAAGGGUACCUCGGUCCUAACACUGGCAAUAUGCACAUUGUGGCCGACCUGUAUGCAGAAGUCAUUGGAGUGUUGGCACAAGCUAAAUUCCCUGCUGUCAAGAAAAAAUUUAUGGCAGAACUAAAAGAAUUACGGCACAAAGAACAGAGCCCAUAUGUGGUACAAAGCAUUAUCAGCUUGAUAAUGGGGAUGAAAUUCUUUCGAAUAAAGAUGUAUCCAGUGGAGGACUUCGAGGCCUCUCUUCAGUUUAUGCAGGAAUGUGCACAUUAUUUCCUUGAGGUCAAAGACAAAGAUAUCAAACAUGCGUUGGCUGGACUUUUUGUGGAAAUCCUCGUCCCAGUUGCUGCUGCUGUUAAAAAUGAAGUAAAUGUUCCCUGCCUCAGAAACUUUGUGGAAAGCCUAUAUGAUACCACCCUGGAACUUUCUUCUCGAAAGAAGCAUUCCUUGGCUUUGUACCCCCUGGUGACCUGUCUGCUCUGCGUCAGUCAGAAGCAGCUGUUCCUGAACAGAUGGCAUGUGUUCCUCAACAACUGCUUAUCUAACCUGAAGAAUAAAGACCCCAAGAUGGCUCGAGUUGCCCUGGAAUCACUUUACAGACUACUUUGGGUUUACAUGAUUCGAAUUAAAUGUGAAAGCAACACAGCUACUCAGAGCCGACUUAUAAGCAUCAUCACAACACUUUUCCCCAAAGGGUCCCGUGGUGUGGUGCCGAGGGAUAUGCCUCUGAACAUCUUUGUGAAAAUAAUCCAGUUCAUUGCCCAGGAACGUUUAGAUUUUGCAAUGAAAGAAAUCAUUUUUGAUUUUCUUUGUGUAGGAAAACCAGCCAAAGCUUUCAGUCUGAAUCCAGAGAGAAUGAACAUUGGUUUGAGGGCAUUCUUGGUCAUAGCUGAUAGCUUGCAGCAGAAGGAUGGUGAACCUCCCAUGCCGGUGACAGGAGCUGUACUCCCUUCUGGAAACACGUUGAGAGUAAAGAAAACAUAUUUGAGUAAAACGUUAACUGAAGAGGAAGCCAAAAUGAUAGGCAUGUCCUUAUAUUACUCUCAAGUAAGAAAAGCUGUGGACAACAUUUUAAGGCACCUUGAUAAAGAAGUAGGACGCUGUAUGAUGCUAACUAACGUCCAGAUGUUAAACAAAGAACCCGAAGACAUGAUCACGGGUGAGAGAAAGCCAAAAAUAGAUCUUUUCAGGACCUGUGUUGCUGCUAUUCCUCGGCUACUUCCUGAUGGGAUGUCAAAACUUGAACUUAUUGACUUGCUGGCCAGGCUGUCAAUUCACAUGGAUGACGAACUGCGGCACAUUGCACAGAAUUCUCUCCAGGGUUUGCUCGUUGACUUCUCGGACUGGAGAGAAGACGUUCUCUUUGGUUUUACCAACUUCCUGCUGCGGGAAGUAAAUGAUAUGCACCACACACUGCUGGAUUCAUCCCUGAAGUUGCUGCUGCAGCUGCUCACCCAGUGGAAGCUGGUCAUUCAGACUCAAGGCAGAGUCUAUGAGCAAGGGAACAAAAUUAGAAAUUCAGAGCUCAUCCCAAAUGGCUCCAGCCACAGAGCUCAGUCAGAGCGAGGCCCUCACUGCAGCGUCCUCCAUGCUGUAGAAGGGUUUGCACUGGUUUUACUCUGCAGCUUCCAGGUGGCCACACGCAAACUGUCCGUGUUAAUACUCAAGGAAAUUCGAGCUCUCUUUGUUGCCCUGGGUCAGCCCGAGGACGAUGACAGGCCAAUGAUCGACGUCAUGGAUCAGCUCAGUUCUUCCAUUCUCGAAAGUUUUAUUCACGUAGCAGUUUCGGAUUCAGCAACAUUAUCACUGACCCACAAUGUGGAUCUGCAGUGGCUGGUGGAAUGGAAUGCUGUCCUGGUCAAUAGCCAUUAUGAUGUGAAGAGCCCUUCCCACGUCUGGAUAUUUGCACAGUCGGUCAAAGACCCCUGGGUCCUCUGCCUCUUCAGCUUCCUUCGGCAGGAGAACCUGCCCAAGCACUGCCCCACAGCCCUCAGCUACGCCUGGCCUUAUGCCUUCACUCGGCUCCAGUCUGUGAUGCCAUUGGUUGACCCCAACAGCCCAAUUAAUGCCAAGAAAACCAGCACUGCGGGCAGCGGAGACAACUAUGUUACUUUGUGGAGAAAUUACCUUAUUCUCUGUUUUGGAGUCGCAAAACCCAGUAUUAUGAGCCCAGGACACUUAAGAGCUUCCACUCCCGAAAUAAUGGCUACCACACCCGAUGGUACAGUGAGCUACGAUAACAAGGCCAUAGGCACCGCAUCAGUGGGAGUUCUGUUAAAGCAAUUGGUGCCCUUGAUGAGACUAGAGAGCAUUGAGAUCACAGAGUCCUUAGUUUUAGGAUUUGGAAGAACAAAUUCUCUUGUUUUCAGAGAAUUGGUUGAAGAACUUCAUCCAUUAAUGAAAGAGGCACUAGAAAGAAGACCAGAGAACAAGAAACGCAGAGAAAGGCGAGACUUGCUAAGGCUACAGCUGCUUCGAAUUUUUGAACUUCUGGCUGAUGCUGGUGUCAUAAGUGACAGCACAAAUGGAGCCUUAGAACGAGAUACGUUAGCCCUUGGAGCUUUGUUCUUAGAAUACGUGGACUUGACCCGCAUGCUCCUAGAAGCUGAAAAUGACAAGGAAGUCGAAAUCCUUAAAGAUAUCCGGGCACAUUUUAGUGCCAUGGUGGCCAACUUGAUCCAGUGUGUUCCAGUUCACCACAGAAGAUUUCUCUUCCCCCAGCAAAGCCUGAGGCACCAUCUCUUCAUCCUGUUCAGCCAGUGGGCAGGCCCCUUCAGCAUUAUGUUCACUCCUCUGGAUCGGUACAGCGACAGGAAUCAUCAGAUUACAAGAUACCAAUAUUGUGCUUUAAAGGCAAUGUCAGCAGUCUUGUGUUGCGGCCCUGUUUUUGAUAACGUGGGUCUUUCCCCAGAUGGCUACCUAUAUAAGUGGCUGGACAACAUUCUGGCUUGUCAAGAUUUACGAGUUCAUCAGCUUGGCUGCGAAGUCGUUGUCUUGCUAUUGGAACUUAAUCCUGACCAAAUCAACCUUUUCAAUUGGGCCAUUGACCGAUGUUACACAGGUUCCUACCAACUUGCAUCUGGUUGCUUCAAAGCCAUAGCAACUGUGUGUGGAAGCAGGAACUAUCCCUUCGACAUAGUGACAUUGUUAAACCUUGUUCUAUUCAAGGCCUCUGACACCAACAGAGAGAUCUAUGAAAUCUCCAUGCAGCUGAUGCAGAUCCUUGAAGCAAAGCUUUUUGUAUACUCAAAGAAAGUCUCCGAACAAAGACCUGGCAGUAUUCUCUACGGGACACACGGCCCACUGCCACCCCUCUACAGCAUGUCACUGGCUCUCUUGUCCAGUGAACUGGCCCGGAUGUACCCUGAGCUCACUCUCCCACUCUUCUCAGAGGUCAGCCAGCGAUUCCCCACAACGCACCCAAAUGGGCGUCAGAUCAUGCUCACUUACCUGCUGCCCUGGCUGCACAACAUUGAGCUGGUGGACAGCAGGCUCCUCCUUCCAGGGUCAAGCCCCAGCAGCCCGGAUGAUGAAGUCAAGGACCGGGAAGGAGAAGCGACCGCCUCUCACGGACUGAAAGGGAAUGGCUGGGGCUCUCCGGAAGCUACAUUACUGGUCCUGAAUAACCUCAUGUACAUGACAGCCAAGUAUGGGGAUGAAGUUCCUGGACCGGAAAUGGAAAAUGCUUGGAAUGCAUUAGCCAACAACGAGAAAUGGAGCAACAACCUAAGGAUCACCUUGCAGUUCCUGAUCAGUCUGUGCGGGGUCAGCAGUGACACCAUACUCUUGCCCUACAUUAAAAAGGUGGCAGUAUACUUAUGCCGUAACAACACCAUUCAAACCAUGGAAGAGCUUCUCUUUGAGCUUCAGCAGACCGAGCCAGUGAACCCCAUAGUCCAGCACUGUGACAACCCACCUUUCUACCGCUUCACGGCUAGCAGCAAGGCCUCUGCAGCAGCUUCCGGAACCACCUCCAGCAGCAAUACAGUGGUUGCCGGCCAAGACAGUUUCCCAGAUGCUGAAGAGAACAAGAUAUUGAAAGAAUCUGAUGAAAGGUUCAGUAAUGUUAUCAGAGCCCACACCCGCCUGGAAUCAAGAUACAGCAAUAGCUCUGGAGGAUCAUAUGAUGAGGAUAAAAAUGACCCCAUCUCUCCCUACACGGGCUGGUUGUUGACGAUUACAGAGACCAAACAGCCGCAACCCUUACCAAUGCCCUGUACUGGAGGGUGCUGGGCCCCCCUGGUUGACUAUCUGCCAGAGACCAUCACACCUCGGGGGCCACUCCACAGGUGCAAUAUUGCUGUGAUCUUUAUGACGGAGAUGGUGGUGGAUCACAGUGUAAGAGAAGACUGGGCUCUGCAUCUACCCUUGUUACUUCAUGCUGUCUUCUUAGGUUUGGACCAUUACCGGCCUGAAGUCUUUGAACACAGCAAAAAGUUGCUCCUUCACCUCCUGAUUGCCCUGUCUUGCAACAGCAGCUUCCAUACUAUCGCCUCGGUACUCUUGCAGACCCGGGAGAUGAGUGAAGCGAAGACUCUAACCGUCCAGCCAGCUUAUCAACCAGAAUAUCUCUACACAGGUGGCUUCGACUUCCUGAGAGAGGACCAGUCCUCCCCAGUGCCAGACUCAGGGCUGAGCUCCAGUUCCACCUCCUCCAGUAUUAGCCUGGGAGGCAGCAGUGGGAACCUCCCGCAGAUGACCCAGGAGGUGGAAGAUGUGGACACAGCCGCCGAGACAGAUGAGAAGGCCAACAAGCUCAUUGAGUUUCUCACAACCAGGGCAUUUGGUCCGCUUUGGUGCCAUGAAGACAUCACACCCAAAAAUCAAAAUUCAAAGAGUGCUGAACAACUGACUAAUUUUCUACGUCAUGUUGUGUCUGUGUUUAAAGAUUCCAAAUCAGGUUUCCAUCUAGAGCAACACUUGAGUGAAGUUGCCCUGCAGACAGCCCUGGCCAGCUCUUCGAGGCACUACGCCGGUCGGUCCUUCCAGAUAUUCCGGGCUCUCAGGCAACCACUGUCAGCACACGCCCUGUCUGACCUCCUGUCGAGACUGGUAGAGGUGAUUGGGGAGCACGGAGACGAGAUUCAGGGUUACGUAAUGGAAGCACUCCUGACCUUGGAAGCUGCUGUGGACAACUUGUCUGACUGCCUGAAGAACAGUGAUCUCUUAACCGUAUUAUCUCGCUCUUCAUCACCAGAUUUAAGCUCGAGCACCAAACUAACAGCAAGCCGAAAAAGCACAGGGCAACUAAAUGUGAACCCUGGAGCUGCCAGUGGCAAUACCACAACAGCAGAGAGGAGCCGCCAUCAAAGAAGCUUCUCUGUGCCCAAGAAGUUUGGUGUUGUUGACCGAUCCUCGGACCCACCUCGAAGUGCUACCCUAGACAGAAUUCAGGCGUGUACCCAGCAGGGCCUCUCCUCCAAAACCAGAAGCUCCUCCUCCUUGAAGGACAGUCUCACAGACCCAUCCCACAUAAACCAUCCGACCAAUCUGUUGGCCACCAUCUUCUGGGUUACGGUGGCCUUGAUGGAGUCUGACUUUGAGUUCGAGUACCUGAUGGCCUUACGGCUGCUGAAUCGACUGUUGGCUCAUAUGCCACUGGAUAAAGCUGAGAACCGAGAGAAACUUGAGAAACUCCAGGCACAGCUCAAGUGGGCUGACUUCUCAGGGUUGCAGCAGCUGCUGCUGAAGGGAUUCACAUCCCUUACCACCACUGACCUUACCCUGCAGCUUUUCAGCUUGCUGACACCAGUGUCCAAAGUAUCCAUGGUGGAUUCAUCACAAGCUAUUGGGUUUCCACUGAAUGUCUUGUGUCUCCUGCCCCAGCUGAUCCAGCAUUUUGAAAAUCCAAAUCAGUUCUGUAAGGACAUAGCUGAAAGGAUCGCUCAGGUUUGUUUGGAAGAGAAAAACCCUAAACUUUCUAACCUUGCCCACGUUAUGACGCUUUAUAAAACACACAGUUACACAAGGGACUGUGCCACAUGGGUCAACGUGGUGUGCCGAUACCUUCAUGAAGCCUAUGCGGACAUUACCUUGAACAUGGUUACCUACCUGGCAGAGUUGCUGGAAAAAGGUCUUCCCAGUAUGCAGCAGCCCCUCCUCCAAGUCAUCUACAGUCUGCUCAGCUACAUGGACCUUUCUGUCGUUCCUGUCAAGCAGUUUAACGUGGAAGUUCUGAAGACCAUUGAAAAAUACGUGCAGAGCGUUCACUGGAGAGAAGCUUUGAACAUCCUGAAGCUGGUUGUUUCUCGGUCAGCCAGCCUCGCACUGCCUUCCUACCAGCACGGCGACCUCUCCAAGAUAGAAAUACAUCGAGUGUGGACCAGUGCUUCUAAGGAAUUGCCUGGGAAAACCCUGGACUUUCACUUCGAUAUUUCAGAGACGCCGAUCAUUGGGAGGCGAUAUGACGAACUACAGAAUUCUGCGGGGCGUGAUGGGAAACCCAGGACCAUGACGGUCACCCGAAGUGCAUCCUCCACUUCGUCAGGCUCCAACUCCAAUGUUCUUGUUCCUGUGAGCUGGAAAAGGCCCCAGUAUUCUCAGAAGAGGACAAAAGAGAAGCUGGUGCACGUCCUUUCUCUGUGUGGCCAAGAAGUAGGGUUAAGCAAAAACCCAUCUGUGAUUUUUUCCUCGUGUGGGGACCUGGAUCUGCUGGAGCAUCAGACGAGCCUGGUGUCUUCUGAGGACGGCACCCGGGAGCAGGAGAACAUGGAUGACGCAAACAGCGAGCAGCAGUUCAGAGUCUUCAGGGACUUUGAUUUCCUAGACGUGGAGCUGGAGGAUGGAGAGGAACUUCAGGGUGAGAGUAUGGACAAUUUCAACUGGGGAGUGCGCAGACGUUCCCUGGACAGCCUGGACAAGUGUGACAUGCAGAUCCUGGAGGAGCGCCAGCUCUCAGGAAGUCCUCCCAGCCUAGAUAAAAUGAACCAUGAGGAUUCCGAUGAAUCAUCUGAGGAGGAGGACCUCACAGCCAGCCAGAUCCUGGAGCACUCCGACCUAAUCAUGACCCUCUCCCCUUCAGAGGAGGCCAGUCCCAUGGAACUGCUCACCACAGUCUGCGACUCAGCCCCCGCUGACCCUCGUUCCUUUAACACCAGAAUGGCCAGCUUGGACACUUCACUGCCUGAUAUGAAUAAUCUGCAGAUUUCUGAGGGUUCAAAGGCUGAAGCCGUCCAGGAGGAGGAAGACACUACCGUGCAUGAGGAUGACCUUUCAAGUUCCAUCAAUGAGCUCCCAGCAGCUUUCGAAUGCAGUGACAGCUUCAGUCUAGAUAUGACUGAGGCAGAGGAGAAAGGCAACCAAGGCCUGGACCAGUUUACCCUUGCAAGCUUCGGAGAAGGUGACAGAAGCGUCUCUCCCCCUCCCUCGCCUUUCUUCUCCGCCAUCCUUGCUGCCUUUCAGCCUGCAGCCUGCGAUGACGCCGAGGAGGCCUGGCGCAGCCACAUCAACCAGCUCAUGUGUGACUCGGACGGCUCCUGUGCGGUGUACACAUUUCAUGUGUUCUCCUCUCUGUUUAAGAAUAUUCAGAAGAGGUUCUGCUUCCUGACCUGUGAUGCCGCCAGUUACCUCGGAGAUAACCUCCGGGGAAUUGGAUCCAAAUUCGUUAGCUCCUCCCAGAUGCUCACCUCCUGCUCGGAAUGUCCGACACUGUUUGUGGAUGCGGAGACUCUCCUUUCGUGUGGACUUCUGGACAAGCUCAAGUUCAGCGUCUUAGAACUGCAAGAAUAUUUGGAUACCUACAACAAUAGAAAAGAGGCCACCCUCUCGUGGCUUGCAAAUUGUAAGGCAACAUUUGCAGGAGGAUCCAGAGAUGGAGUAAUUACCUGUCAGCCUGGGGACUCAGAAGAAAAGCAAAUGGAAUCUCUUGCACAACUAGAACUGUGUCAGAGGUUGUAUAAACUGCACUUCCAGCUGCUGUUGCUUUUUCAGUCCUACUGUAAGCUCAUCGGCCAGGUGCACGAAGUGAGCUCCAUGCCAGAGCUGCUGAAUAUGUCCAGAGAACUGAGCGACCUGAAGAGAAACCUGAAGGAGGCCACGGCAGCCAUCGCCGCGGACGCCCCUUACGCAGAGGGCGCGUGGUCCGAGCCCACCUUCACGUCCACCGAGGCAGCCAUCCAGUCCAUGCUGGAGUGCCUGAAGAACAACGAGCUCGGCACAGCCUUGCGGCAAAUCAGGGAAUGCAGAAGUCUGUGGCCCAAUGACAUCUUUGGAAGCAGUUCUGACGAUGAGGUCCAGACACUACUGAACAUUUAUUUCCGUCACCAAACGCUGGGACAGACAGGUACUUAUGCACUGGUGGGAUCUAACCAGAGUCUGACCGAAAUCUGCACCAAGCUGAUGGAGCUGAACAUGGAAAUCCGGGACAUGAUCCGCAGGGCGCAGAGUUACCGAGUCCUCACUGCGUUCCUCCCAGACUCCAGUGUUUCCGGCACUAGUCUCUGACAGGAGCCUCCCGUGCCCCCUGGCUUCCAAGCUGGGGGUGCUGCCGUGCUGGGGCAGUGUCAUUCAGUGUCUUCUCAGCCUUCAGAAGGCUUGGACAGACUGUUCUCCCUCUUGUUACCUGCAGGACUUUUUCUAAAGAGGGUGACAGAGCUUCCAACGUGUAGCAAUACUUUACGAACCAAGGCAGCAAAGGACAUCCUGAGACAGACUCCCCGCAUCACGCUGUGGGGCACAAACACGCUACCCACUUCCUGAGCAAAUGCAACCCACUACUGGAGCACUGACUUCCAUGGCAUACCAAAGCGGCGACACUGAACAAUUCCUUCCUCCCUAGAAGCAGUUUUAGAGUAGCAGAAGUGCGGUGUUUUCUUCACUUCCGAGAUUUUUAUAUUCUACACCUUGUACAUUUGUCCCCUUUCCUCCCCUCCCCCCUUGGUUCUGUUUUGUUUGUUUUGUUUUUGGUGAGAUGAGAAAAGGACAGGCAGAAUGAAGCUGGCCACUGAGAAACUGAACGACGGUCCAACGCUGACAGCCUGCGUGUCUCAAAGGGACUUGGGAAUGGACUGCAAUGUAAUGGACACUGUUAUUUGAAUACAAUUACUGUACCUAAAAGGAGCUGCUAUGAAGUACUUUUCUUAUGUUGCUAGGCUACUGUUUUUGAAGGCCUGGAUCUCUUUGCACCAAAACUGAUCCAGAUAGACUCUUUUUAAGGAUCUUGGCUGCUUUUUACUAGAAGGUUGCUUUUAUGAACAUAUUUAUACUACAGAAGGAUAAAUGUUAAUUUUAAUUAACUUUGCCAUUUUAUAGAGAAAAUUUAUUCACAUAAAUUCCAAGUCUUUUCACCUCUCACGCAUGCAUAUGUUAACAUCCAUUCGGAUAGGCAGAAAUAGAAUCAUAAAGAUAUGAAUUGUCACUUUGUUUCUGAAGAAUAAUGUAUUUUAUUUGUAAUAUAUAUGUAAAGGGCCAUUCUUAAGUUUCCUCCGUAAACUUAAUGCUGUCAAAGUGUUAGAUGUGUGCAUGUGAAUCUGUUACACAUCAGAGACGUUCAAAGUUUAUCUACGUAACUUAUUCACGCUGUAUAUACAUUUAAAGUUUUGUGAUGUAAUCCUGACUGAUACUCUGUUCAGAACUUUCUUUAGACAAAAAAAAAAAAAGCAAGGACAAAAUACACGA
Molecule: messenger RNA, 11236 nt
Organism: Chinchilla lanigera (long-tailed chinchilla)
Lineage: Eukaryota; Metazoa; Chordata; Mammalia; Rodentia; Chinchillidae
Gene: Fry
Product: furry homolog (Drosophila)
Exons: 63
Coding region: 995-10063 (3022 amino acids)
Biological process (GO): cell morphogenesis; neuron projection development
Cellular component (GO): cell cortex; site of polarized growth
Source: RefSeq, a predicted model, not a curated record